AUGGCCCAGAGACCGCCUCUAACGCUCACCGCAGAGCUCGAGAAGCUCGAGCAGAGCAUAACACUCACCCUCCAAGAGAUCGACCACAACUUCAGCAAAACCCACCGCAUCGUCACAAACUCCAUCAUCCCCAUCGUCGAGCGCUACGCCAAAGAAUCCACCGCCGUCUGGGAAGGCUCAAAGUUCUGGAAGCAAUUCUUCGAAGCCUCCGCCAACGUCGCGCUCUCAAACUACCAAGAAGAGGAAGAACCCAAUUACGGCGAGCCCACGACCGUCGCCGCCGAGGGCACAACCUACGUCACGCACGACUCAUCCGCAUUCCCGAACUCGUCGCCGGCCAACUACGAGCACACCCGCGGCGCUGCUGCUGACGACGACGGGGACGAGACACUGCAGACGACCGCGACGACGGAGCGCCAUCCGCAGGGCGACGCAGACAGUGACGAUGACGACGAUUACCUGCUUGACGACUCGAUGCUCGACUCUCUGAACCUCACGGGGGCAAUCACGCACCACUCCACGCCCAAGCCGAAGCCACAGCAGCAGCGCGCGGGACAAUGGGCCAACAUCGAGUCUCCCUUCGAAGCAUUCAAGAAGGAGCUCACCCCCGACCCCUUCCCCAGCCGCAGCGGCGGCAGAAACGACGCCGCCGCCGCCGACUCCGACUCCGACACCAGUCUCACCGACUCCCUCCUCCUCCCCUCCACACCACCCACAAACCGUAGCCGCCGCCCCGCACCCACGGACGACCCCAGCACGCCCACGCCCAGCACCUCCUCCCCCUUCCUCCCACCCACACUACACACAGCGCGCAAGACCCCCGGCGGCGGCGGCGACGCCCUCCUGCACCGUGUGCUCGACAAGAAUUGGCGCGUCCAGGCCACCCCGCUCGGAAAAGCCCCCGCCACAAAAUACCGCACCACCACCGGCGCAACACCCCACAGCACCCGCCGCCUCUUCACCACCGCCCACCUCGACCCGGACUCGGACGACGACGACCGCUCCCCCGAGAAGCCCCAACUACACACCAAACACCUCUUCUCCCCCUCCCCCCCGCGCGCCGCGCACCUCAACCUCGGCCCCAAAACCCCCACCACCGCCAAGGCAAAAGGCAAAAACAAGGCCCCGGACCCCUGGAACAACAACCCGCCGGCGCCGCAGACUCCGACGAGGACCAAGACAGCGACGACGAAAUCCUCGGCUACAGCCCCCGCAGACGAUCCAGUUCUCGUUCCCCGCGAGCAAGCUCCUGGCCACGCCGGCGCGCGAGGCGAGUCGCAGGAUCGUCAAGGAUAUACUGAUGACGGCGGGGGCGGGCGAUCUGAGUGCGAGCCAGGGCGGGGACAGCUUUAG
Molecule: messenger RNA, 1353 nt
Organism: Morchella importuna
Lineage: Eukaryota; Fungi; Ascomycota; Pezizomycetes; Pezizales; Morchellaceae
Exons: 3
Coding region: 1-1353 (450 amino acids)
Biological process (GO): attachment of spindle microtubules to kinetochore
Cellular component (GO): mitotic spindle; DASH complex; mitotic spindle pole body
Source: RefSeq, a predicted model, not a curated record